GCUGUAUUAGUAGUCGAAGUGAUGGCAGGCAGUUCUUAAUUGUAAUGAAUGAAAUAAUAAUGCAAAAUAGUGCGGGAACUAGGUUUGAUGGGGGAUUGUUGCUGAAUAAUCCAGCAAAGACGGAGAUUACGAAUGUGUGCCUUAUUUGUCUCACGCGUGACAGCCGGAAGCGCAAGGCGGACAUUGAUGGCGAACGCUAAAUAGCUGAGUCCGAAGCAAUCGACGCAGCCUCUCAGAUCUCGAUCCAACCGUCUGUCUGUUUCCCUUGCAGCCCUUAUAUUAUCGCUCUUACACCCACCCACACUCGGUCGGUCCAUCCUAACCUCCAGCUCUCCUCAAAACACAACAACAUACGCCCCUUCCCUCAUAAUGCCUCACCCAUCGGCACUUCACCUACCUCCGCCCAACCACCAAGCCCUUAAUAUAUUCUCCCUUGCUCUCGACGCUCCUAACCCGACAUCAACUAUAGACCCCGCUCCUGCCGCCAACAGCAGCGGCAUGCUCCAGACCCCCUACGCCAGCUCACAUAGCGUCAGCUCCUGCGAAGACAGCCCAUCCCCGCUUACUCCUCCUGUCUCUGACUCUGCCUCGAGCGCGUCACCGCGCCCAACACCGUCGCCCAACAUCCAGUCUCUAUCACUAUCUCACUCCGCGAACGCGACAGUGAGCGAGGGUGACUCCAAUCUCUGUGCACCCGAUACCGAACGCAAGUUUUCCCCCGAGCCGAAGCUCGAGAACAACGCACCGGUCAGACACCCUGAGGUCGUGCUUAGUAUGCAGAACCCUUCGGAACAGAACGUCUCUCCACAGCCCACGGUCAACACGGGCAAGGGCGGUUGUUGGUACGUGUCUCUUCCCUGCAAUAUAAUCACUUGUAAGCAAAGUGUAUGCUGAUAUCAUUUAUUUGAAUUUCUUUCUUUGUACUCCAGGACGUGUCGCAUUCGUCGCAAAGUAAGCACCCUGAAAAAUGAUAAUCUGCGCGUAAUGUCCUCUUUGUAUGAGUGCUGACAAACGUGAACAGAAAUGCGACGAGCAACGGACAAACAACGCGUGCCAGACGUGUAUUCGUCUUCGAAUCGAUUGCCUUGGAUGGGGUCCGAAACGCCCUGCCUGGAUGCGCGUAAGUGACUGUCCUUUGGACGCGUCUUUAAUAACCCCCUCCCCCCUUUGUGCUCGUAUGAACUUGAUCAGCUCAUGGAUUAGAGAGCCGUCAGCUCUUUACUCCAUCUCGCUGUCUCUAUUCGUUCCGAGCCCCGCUCUAUGUCCUUCCCGAGACGUAAUCUGUAUGCCGCGGAACUCAGAACUGAUUUUCGUCUUUGCUUAUACAGGACAAACAAGCUGUUGAAGCCUACAAGGCAGGCAUCAAAGAGAAGCUCAUCAAGGCGGGAAUGGUCCGCGGCCAGCCCCGGCUCUCGCAAGGAGGAGUUUCGCGGUCUUCAACGCUGCCUUCUGGCUCCUCGACGCCAUCUGGUCCUUCAACGCAUAUGCAAUAUAACCAACCUCAUAUGGCUUCACGCUCAAUGUCUGGUCCUGCCGCCUUUGGCGGACUCGGAAGCAUGGGCUCCAUUGGGCCCAUGGGUGCCUUUGGUGUCAUGGGUGGUCCAAUGCCCGGUGGCAAUGGCUUGGGCUUUGAAUUGAACCAACCGCAUUAUGUUCACCAAUCGGCACAGUCUCAUAGUGUGCGAUAUGGUCCCUACCCGUCUCCACAUAGACUACCCGGCUUCUCUUCACCCCACUUCGCAGCGCAUCACGCGUCGCGUAUUCCGCAGGCACCCUCGGUCAUGGGCGCAGACUUUGACUACCUCGGUUUUCCCAACCAGGGCGAGCACGAAUACGGCCAACACCAGCCUCACCUCUCGAGACGCUCUAGCAUCGGAGUCACGCUUCCCCAUCAGCGGAACACUCAACAGCUUGAGAACAGGCGCCACAGUCUUGCGUAUACAACUUCUCCAUCACUCCAAGGUAAGAUUCAAUAUUUCUCGUUUUGAGCUUAAUGUCUUUCGUGAUCCUUCGAUCUCGGCGGCAAUUGUUCCACAUCUUGAUAUAUCCGUCUGUUUGACUCUGGAACUCUCGGGCUGGCAUUCCCUGGCAUCAAAACGACCUGGUCACCAUCUUGUUGCGUUGGCAUUGCUAUGCCGUAAGGCAAAAAUCUUAUUUUCGCGUUUCUUUCACAUUCGACCGAACGCGGCUCCUGUUUGUCCCCAAACGAGUCUGCAUUCUACGGGCGGACUUUGAAAGCCGUUUGUUUGGAUUGGCUUUGCGUUUCCCAAUCGCCUGAUAUGAAGGUUGCUGCUACUCUUCGAGAACCGCGAUCACACACGGUUCGAUCAGUUCAUCUCGCCACGCGUCUUCCCUCCGACUCUCGCGACGGGGCGACCCUAGCCUGGUACCUUCUUUCGAUCUAAUUGCGUCCUGGAGUUGGUGACGAUGUCAUCGGGACCUGGCGAGCAUUGCCCACCCAUUAAUUGACAGCGACUAUGUUUGCACCUUUGCGCUGCCGCAGUGCAUCGUCAGCACGGCCUCACGGCGUAAUGAUGCACUGCAUUCGAUCAAUAUCCUGCCUGCUGCAUGUGUGCGGGUUCGUCCCUGAGAGCAAUCGGACUUGUCACUCUCGCUUGUGGAGCGACGGGAUAGACCUCCGUUUCAGUCGGAUGAUUGCAGCAUGAGAUUCGCAAGCCAUAGCGUCGAUGUCUUCGAGGCGUCGGGACGCGGAGACAGGCUCUGGCCGAUUCUGAUAGCCAGCAGGACUAUGCCACAACCAUUCAUUCUCGGGCUUCCUAUUUGGGCUUCCCAUCGGCAUCUAGACUCCAAGCCGGCCAUUUGCAAUUUCCCACCAUCAGCAUCCUGGCAAAGCUUCCCCCAAAUUCUCCCCCACAUUCCCGUCAUUUCUCGUCGCAUAUUCGCAGGCCAAGGGGUGCGGGGAUUCCUCCAUUUUUGCCGCAAUCUGCGCAGUGCAGUGUAAGGUCAUCUGGUGCUGUGACAGUGCGCCUUGCCGACCCUUCAGGCUGUUUAUCUGCGACUUGCCUUUCUGGGAUGCGUUUUCUCCGAAGCUUAUUCGAGACGUCGUCAUUGCCGAGACAUUGCUGACACCGUCACCUUCUGCAAAUGCACGGAUGGACUAAUGCCCGACAUUGCGUUUCGAUUGAGAGUUGCACAGUGGGGGCUAUACCGAAUUUCAAUUCGGUCGUCUCGUCCUGACUCUGCGGAGCUGCUGCGCUCAUUUCGACCCCAUUCUCAUUCCUUCACGCAAUAGUCACAACUGCGGCCUACCAAUGCCCCCCUGGCCAUUUGUAUUCAGACGUCGGUGCUUGCUUAAGCAGCUCCAAGGCCUUGCUUUGGCUUCGACGGUGAUCCAUGGGAAUGCCUUCUUGCCCUAUCCUUUCUAGUCCAUUUCCUACGGUCUUAUUGGGCUCAUUUGUCAUUUUGCCCGUAUUCUGUUUCACGUCUCCACGUUCAUACCUCGUCAUCUCGAUCUCAUUUUAUUCAAGUUACAUUCGGAAACUCACGUACCAUUUGUUAUACAGGUAGCUCGUCAUCGUCCCAUGGAAACUCGCCGUACAUCUCGGGGCACAGUCCUCUUGGUGUACCUUACAGCGUAACUCCGUCAGGCCAGAACACUCAUUCUCCACUGCUUGAUUUCCCUGGCGAUGUUUUUGGCGGAGUAAGCCCAGCUUUAGGAAGCAUACCGAAUAUGACGCCGGCCGGGCUUACGGUGCCUGGAAUGCCCACAAUGACUGGUGUUCCGAAUGUCAGCGGAUCACCGUUAAUGAUUGCUGGUGACGACUCGCUGCUCGGAUCCUCUUCCAGUUCAUCUUACACAGUCCCGAGUCGACCGCCGUCUACGACAGCAACCGCACCAGCACCGAGUAGGCCGAGUUCGUCGCCAAGUGGAGGAUACCCGGACCCAUUGUCAGAUCCUUCCCUAGUUGACCCCAACGUCCAGUAUUAUUUCGAUAAUAGCGUCAUGUCGAUGCAGUAUGGUUUUGCUUCCGAGAGACUACCGCAGCAGGGUUCGAUGCAGCAAAACGUAGGUACAGACCCUGAAAUGAGUCAUGUGAACGAACGUUCAGAGCAACAAUAAAAUGUAACUUGGUUUCGCUUUACAUGUAUACCCUUCCCUGCAGUUAUUCACGUGUGGACCAUUUACAGGUCUCGUCAAUGCAUCAGAAUUGCUUGAUGGUCGGAGCUGAUCCUCGGGAUAUCACGUGACGUAUCAAGGAUUCCGAUGGGCACGAUGCUCGAAACAAUGAAUUCCUCAACGAGUUCCUCAAGAAAUUACCCUCGCACGGUAUUUCCCCUCCACGAGACUUUUAGUGGCCUACUUCACUUUCGUCCUUCACGUUAAUAUUUCUUGUUAUUCAUCGGACAAGUUCCCAAAGCUAGGAAAUAUAUUGUAUACCCCCUUCUGUAUGCAGAUCUUCACCAAUUGCUGUUGACUUAUUGUUUUUGUACGAGCUGAAGAAAUGUGGAAAUGCUUCAGCAAAUGUUAGGGGCUGGAUGAUCAGCACGGGGAAUUUCGCAUCGGUUCCUGGGCCUGACCCUUGCUGGAAAGGGUAUAUGGGGAAGCGCUGAGUAGCUGGGCGCGACGUCGUUUGCCCAUUCAGAGCGCCAUACGGAGCGCCACCGAGCAGGCAGGAAAAACAAAAUACGAGACUCGGGACGAUAUAGACGCUUCUUGCCAGCAUCUCCUUAUACGCGUGCUGGUGCCGUCAGCGUGGCAUCAAUGAGUAAGGCCUGAGACGUCAUCUCAAUUGCAGAAGACAGGCGGAGAUUGAGGAGUACUUGUGAGUGACGGCCACUACCGCAGUUUGCGACUUCGUAAGGACCUGGUAGACUCGACUAUAAGCCGAAAGACAGUGAAAAAUGAGGAAAAGCAUUUCGAAUAUUCGCCCGGGCCUAAAGGUCACCUCGUGGACGGCACGGCGUACAGCAGGCUGAUGGCGUUGCCUGUUAGCCCACUCCAGCCAGGCGUAACAAGCGACCGGGAUACCCCAGAAGGUAUGGUACGCGAGUGGAAUGAAAUGAUGCAAGGAAUAGCGGAAUCAUUUUGCAGAACGACGAACGACGAACGACGAACGCAGGCAGUGGUGGGUGUUGAGGUCGAGAGGGAGGGUCAAUGAAGGGAGCUGCGAGGCUUGUCUUUAUAGUCAUUGUUCCGAAGGCAAGGAACACCGGACUUUACAGCGCUCACGGUCGUUUCGGGUUCGGUGC
This is a messenger RNA of Fomitiporia mediterranea MF3/22, 5211 nucleotides long. RefSeq lists its product as uncharacterized. NCBI's taxonomy places the organism in Eukaryota, Fungi, Basidiomycota, Agaricomycetes, Hymenochaetales, Hymenochaetaceae. Bases 370 to 894 code for a protein of 174 amino acids. The transcript is spliced from 6 exons. The record is from RefSeq and is a predicted model, not a curated record.